AGGUAAAGCUGCAUGCCCCUACCCAACGUGCAAAACCAAUGGUGUUUCAGUGGUAACUUUGCCCGUCAUGGAUUUGCUUUAUCCUUGCUUGAAGCGCACGGAUUGCUCUCAUGGCUUUUACUUAGCGUAACGACGAAGAAUGAAACCCCUUAUUUACUUUGUUCCCCCGUUGGUUUGCAGAAGAGCUUUUGUGUAGCUCAUCCAGUACCUAACCAACAGCAGUGGAUUCGGCUCUAUAGCAAGCCCUCCGACGUCUCCUCCGAUUGGACCGCCCUCUACCUGGGGUCCAAGCUGGCCUACUGGUCCGGCCUCUGCUACUUGCCGUACGACACAAUCUGUCGUACAGUACAGCAGGAGGGGCUGCAGUUGGUGGCGUACGGCAGGACAAGCUACACUUGCUGGUACGUGGCGGACGGCUGCGUUGAUUUCGAAGCCCUGCACCGCCGCGCCCUUCCGCGCCAGCAGCAGCAGCGAGAAGGAGGACGAGGACUACAGGCGCACCAGCAGCAGCAGCAUGCAGCGCAGCAGCAACAAGGAGGGCUGCACCAGCAGCUCAAGGCCCAACAGCAGCAGCAGCAGCAAUCACCCGUACAGCGGUCGCUACAUGACCAGCACUGGGACACUCGCGCAACCCAAGCCGAUGAGGGCUCCGCUGGUGGCACCGGUAGCAACCACAGCGGUGAUAAUGACGGCGAUGCUGGGGAGUUCAUGAUGACCCCUGGGUCACAUGCUGCUACUACUGCAAGCGGUGAAGACAUCAGCGUCAGCAGCGAUGGUCGUGUUUACAGCAGCACCGCCGCCCAUCGCGCCAACGCAGCGGGCAUCACGCCGGGUAGCCGCUGUCGCUUCAUCUUCCUGCGAGGCGUCCAGUGGGGAGCACAUGACGGCGAUACGUUGUCCCUAUCCGCGGCUCUGGCCUCCUUCUGGCCCACACCGCUGCUGCCCACCGACCCCUCAGCACACGGCUUGACAGCAGCAUCCUCCUCCGCCACAACCCAAGCCGCUGCCUCCACCGCCCCCACAGCAGCCCCUGCCUCCACCGCCCCCCAGGCCAGCGAGCCACGUCAUCAGCACCCGGCAGUGGCGGCGGUGGUGGCGCACAGCGGGGUGGCGGGAAUGGCCCGGGAGCUGCUGCCCGUACUGCUGCCGUACAUCAGGGAGGGCGCUGCUGCUCAGUCGGGCCCGGGUGCCGAUACGGGUGCUGCCCCCACCCCUCAUCAUCAGCCUCAUCAUCAUCAUCAGCAGCAGCAGCAGCCCCAGCAGCAGCCGCAGCAGGUGGUGCUUGCGGGUCACUCGUUGGGUGGCUCGCUGGCGCUGCUGCUGUGGGCCAUGACACUGGCGCAGGGGGCCAGGUCCCCAGCCACCAUCUCCUGCCAUACCUUCGGCUCGCCGCCCGUCCUAGCCCACGCCACUGGCGGCGGCAGCAGCGCUGUGCUGCGGGAGCUCCUGCAACCGCUGCCACAGCCGCUUCGAACUCCUGCUGGUAAUGCCGGCGGUAAGGAACCUGCGCCCCGCCUCGCCACCUCCUCCUCCCCUAAUGAACAGCAACAGCAGCCGCCGGCCCCCUCCACCCCCUCCGCUCCCUCCCC
This is a messenger RNA of Astrephomene gubernaculifera, 1589 nucleotides long. The record is from the annotation of a GenBank genome assembly. NCBI's taxonomy places the organism in Eukaryota, Viridiplantae, Chlorophyta, Chlorophyceae, Chlamydomonadales, Astrephomenaceae.